ACUUUUGGUUGCAUACUCUUCUCCAUCUGGUUGAAGGUGCAGUUAUAAGUUAGGCUAUGUAAUCUUGUAGCAAAUUAUUUCCUCUGAAGAGUAGAUAGUCUGAAACUGGAUAAUUAAGAUAUCGGUGUUGUUUGCUUGGUGAUUUCAAUUUUCAAGGCUUCAAUUUAGAUCAAAUGCACAACAUAGCUGAAUGUCUCACUCGCUACAUGGAAAACAUUCUUUUUCAUCUGGAAUCUUCAGUCUCUAAUGACUUUUUGUUCUCUUCUUCCUUCAAUUUUACUAAUUGUAAGGGAACAACAUGAGUGAACUAUUAGCAUCUUCUAGUUACAAACUUAGUUAGAUUUAGAUGGCAAGAUAUGCGAAAAUGGCUCUCUCUGUCACCCUCUUAAAGAAUACUUUUCAAAUUUCAUGAUUAAUUAAUGGCAACCUCACUCUAAUGGCAAAGUUUGUAGACUGUAUGCACAAUGCAUGUGGAUGCAAUUUGUAUAGCUCUGUUCAUAAUUGCAAACUGACUGCUCCCAGUAUAGCUUGUUAAGAUUUAAAAGUGUAAGAAGUGAUACAACAUCAAUCAUGGACUUGGCAUUGGGUAAAGCAUAGAUGAUAGAACCCAUGAUUUUCAUGUUACAAUUCCAUGCUAUAUCCAUGUUUGUUGCUAAUUGUCUACUUGGUUUAACCAAGUAUUUUUGUGAUUAGAAGAACGUGUCCAUGAGACCAUGGAAAGAUGUCUUAGCAACUAAGAAAUGAUGAUAAAAUACUACAGAUAAGAACUGGAACGGAGAUGCAUAUGUAAAAGUUGAGAGGAUAUGGCUACAGGCAGAUUUGCUAGAGGGAAUGAUUCAGCUCAAAUAUUCCACAAACUCGAUGAAAUCACAAAUAUUCUACAUAUUAUGUCAAUGAAGAACUCAUUCAAAACUAUUGUACUAACCUAUUGCACAAACUGAAACUAGAAACAAUAUGUUGGAGAAAAAGAAAUCAGAAAUAAUAUAUUACACAAACUGAAAUAAUGAAUAAACUAAAAUCUUGUUGACACAAGAAAUAUGUGUUUGAGAAAAAGGAGGCAAUAGUAAUCCAAGAUAAGACUUGUAACUCAUAAAAAAACUUGUUGAAAUUGGAAAUGGUUGAAUGAAGUCCUAACAAACAUUUUAAGUAAGAAAAGUAAAGAAAAGAGGAAAAGGAAAAAAAAACAUCACAUACCUAUGUAGGUGCCAGUUGCCAGAGGUAGCUAGUAGUCAUUGGAGGCUGGUGUUGGUGGAGGAGAGGGAAGAAGAGGUGUUAAGAGAGUUUAGGGUUUGGAGACUGGAAGCUUGAAAGGUUGUGAAAGUGGGUCAGAUCCAUCAGAUUUGGAUUUGACCCUGAUCCAGACCUAGGCAUGCCAGGUAGGUGUACCUGUGUCCCCAUAUCAUUAGUUUCUUGAAAAAAGAAACUGAAUUGCUUGAAGCCACACAUUAUGAACUCAUAAUGUUACAAAGCUUGGAGGUAGAUAAUGCUUUGUCACUCUCCUUUCUUUCCAUAGUCUCCUGCUUCUGUUAAUUUCUCAUACUCAAGUUUUUACCUUGUAUGCCAUCACAUUGUGAUGAUUCAUAUGCUUCCUGUUUAUUUGCUACAUCUUUGGGUAGUGUUGUCUUUUUCUUCUCUCUUCCUCUUAUUGAAGGAUGGGGUUGACGUUCGUCAUUGACAUAUGCUUAUUCAACUUGGCUUCACUGCCCAUAUCACUGGUGAUUGGGGAUCUUCUAUUCAGUUGAUUUUAGUCAUGCCAUUAUCUUCUUUGGUGGUGUUUGAUGGCAAGAAAUCUUUUUAACAAAAUAUUCUCUCUUGCAUACAACAGGAAGUGCUUCUCAAGAAACAAGGUUGGACCCUCUUAGGGCAAAGUUUUGCAGUAUGAAGGAUAAUGCUUCUCCAUUGGAUAAAUUAAUUGAUGGAAGAUGGGUCCGGAAGCGUAAAAGGAAACAUGUUUCUUCUUCAUCUGAUGUUAUUAAAGGAAAAGGUGUUGGCACUAGUUUUGUUUCUGUAAGAAAUACUCCUAAUGCAAAACGGGGAACUAACGGUGAAAAUAGUAUCUCAAGAUAUGGUCAAAAGAAGAAAGGAAAUGAUGGGUAUUACUUCGAAUGUGUCGUGUGUGAUCUUGGUGGCAGUUUACUAUGUUGUGAUAGUUGCCCUCGAACUUAUCAUCUUCAAUGCCUUAGCCCCCCUCUCAAGCGAACGCCUCCUGGUAAGUGGCAGUGCCCAUCCUGUCUCAAUCAGAUGGAAUCUGCUAAUGUUACAAGCAUAUCAGAGAAAGUACCAAGGCAUGAAAAAUCUAAGAAAAUUGUGGAGAAGCCAAAAACUGCCUCAAAGCCAUUUUGCUCUUCAGUCAAACUGCUACGGAAGAUGCAAAGCUUCAUUCCUGGAAAGAGUAGAUCAUCUAACAGAGGGAAGCCAACUUCUCCUCGUGUUAUUGUGCCUUCUGAAAUGAAUUCUGGUUUUCACGAAAUUGAAAGUUCUACAAAUGCUGCAACAGGGUCCUUACUGUUGGAUGGAUCAAGGGAAUGCAUCAGUCAUGGUGCUGAUACAGAUGUUGUUAAGAAAAUCCUUGCUUCUGAGUCACAUGAUCAGGCAACAGUGCAGAUGAUUUCUCCAUCGAAGGAGGUAGAUUCAUCUCUUAAGAAGAGUAUGGAGCCAAAGGAUGAUACUUCUGAAAGGCGGACUUUAUUGCAAAGCAGCAAUGGAACUUCAAAAAGGAAAAUCACUUUAUUAUCACCACAUACAUCUGGUCAAAAAUCAGGAAAAAAGAGGCAAAAGGCUGAUGGAAGAGAUGACACAAAGAAAUCUAAGGACAGAAACAAAAAGAAAUUAAUCAAUUGUGUCAAAUGUGGCUCCAAGUUAAAGAAAAAGUUUUCUGAUAAAGAUGUAUUCUGCACAAACUGUGGUUCUACUGUUCACAGAAAGAUUAACACACUAGGACAAGAUGACUCUCAAAUGCUUCACUUGGUUGACAAGCAACAGAAUGAGCAAGUUCUUGAGGAGAAAGUGCACUCAUCUCAUGCUGUUGUUGACAGGAGCAAGGAUAUGCUUAAGCUAAAAGACAACGACUGUGAUCCACAUGCAGCCCAACAAGUUGACCGAAUACUUGGUCGUAGACUGCAAAACGAUUCUAUAUCUUCACCAUCUAACAUUCCAGAGGCUACUCCGGAAUUGCCCUCCAAUGCCCAUCAACAUAAUUCCUUGAUGGUAGGAGUUGAACAUGCUUCUCAUACAAAAAAGGAAGAUGACAAUAAUUUAGAUGAGAAGAGUACUCCUUAUGUGAAUACUAGUGAACAAAGUGGUGAAAAAUAUGCUAUAAGUGAAGAUGUGAAUGCAGCUACUAGCACAGGAGAAGUUGAAAAAUUUAGCAAACCAGCACCAAUGGAACGCUUUGAUCAUGAAAGGAAAUCACAUAAUGCUGAAAGCAGCAACAGUAAACUUCCUGAGGUUAAUGAUGCUCAUAUACCUAUAGACCCAUCUGACAUUGAUACUGUAACAAAUCCUACAGCAGGAAUCCUUAAUCUGGACGUGAUUCCGCCUGAGAGUCCAUCCUUAAACAAGAACCUUUCUCCAUAUGAAUUUUUGGUCAAGUGGGUGGGCAAGUCCCAUAUUCACAACAGUUGGGUUUCUGAACCACAGCUGAAAGUUCUAGCAAAGAGAAAGUUAGACAAUUUCAAAGCAAAGUAUGGCAAUGCAAUUAUAAACAUUUGCCAAGAACAGUGGAUACAUCCACAGCGGAUUAUUGGUCUCCGUAAAUUUAAUGGCGAUAAAAAGGAAGUUUUAGUUAAGUGGUGUGGUCUUCCUUAUGAUGAAUGUACUUGGGAGACCCUUGAAGAAUCUGCCAUUGCAAAUGCUGCUCAUCUUGUCACCAAGUUUGAGAAACAUGAAACUGGAACAGUGGCUGUGGAUGCUACAGACGAUGAUUUUCAGAAAGUGAAAGUUAAACAUGAACUGGGUGAAAUUGCCUGCCUUGAUGAACAGCCCAAGGAGCUCAAAGGUGGUUCUCUGUUUCCACACCAGUUAGAGGCAUUAAACUGGCUGCGAAAAUGCUGGCAUAAGUCAAAAAACGUGAUCCUUGCUGAUGAAAUGGGACUGGGAAAAACUGUAUCUGCUUGUGCUUUCAUUUCAUCAUUGUACAUGGAAUUUAAAGUAAAUUUACCCUGUUUGGUAUUGGUACCUCUAUCCACCAUGCCCAACUGGAUGGCUGAAUUUGCAUCAUGGGCUCCUCAUUUGAAUGUUGUAGAAUAUCAUGGUAGUGCAAAGGCAAGGGCGAUCAUUCGGCAGCAUGAAUGGCAUGCCAGCUACCCUGAUAUGCCUCAGAAGAGAACAAAGAAACACAAGUUUAAUGUCAUAUUGACAACCUAUGAAAUGGUUAUUGCUGACUCAAAUCAUCUUCGUGGCGUGCCUUGGGAGGUACUUGUGGUUGAUGAGGGACAUCGUCUGAAGAACUCUGGAAGUAAACUCUUCAGUUUGCUCAAUAUGUUUUCUUUCCAGCACCGCGUGCUUUUGACAGGGACACCUUUGCAGAACAACCUUGGUGAACUUUAUAAUCUGCUGAAUUUCUUGCAGCCAGCCUCAUUUCCUUCCUUGUUAUCAUUUGAGCAGAAAUUUAACGAUCUUACCUCUGCUGAAAAAGUAGAAGAGUUGAAAAAGCUUGUUGCACCACACAUGCUUCGGAGACUCAAGAAAGAUGCUAUGCAAAACAUACCACCUAAGACUGAGCGCAUGGUUCCAGUUGAGUUGUCAUCCAUCCAAGCGGAAUACUAUCGUGCAAUGCUGACAAAAAACUAUCAAAUCUUACGCAAUAUUGGUAAAGGAGGGUACCAGCAGUCAAUGUUGAAUAUUGUUAUGCAGCUGCGCAAGAUCUGCAAUCAUCCAUAUCUCAUCCCUGGAACUGAACCUGAUUCAGGGUCUGUGGAAUUCCUGCAAGAAAUGCGUAUUAAGGCCUCAGCAAAGUUGACUCUAUUGCAUUCUAUGCUCAAGAUAUUAAAGAAGCAGGGCCAUCGUGUGCUUAUUUUUUCACAAAUGACGAGACUUCUUGAUAUCCUUGAAGAUUAUCUGACUGUUGAAUAUGGGUCUGCAUCAUUUGAAAGAGUUGAUGGAUCUGUAUCUGUUGCUGAACGUCAAGCAUCAAUUGCACGAUUUAACCAAGAUAAAGAUCGUUUUGUAUUCCUUCUAUCUACUCGAUCAUGUGGCCUUGGCAUUAACCUGGCUACUGCAGAUACGGUGAUUAUUUAUGAUUCUGAUUUCAAUCCACAUGCUGAUAUUCAAGCAAUGAAUCGAGCCCAUCGAAUAGGCCAAUCCAAUAGGCUUCUUGUAUAUAGACUCGUUGUUCGUGCUAGCGUUGAGGAGCGUAUCCUGCAACUAGCAAAGAAGAAGCUGAUGCUUGAUCAACUUUUUGUUAAUAAGGCAGAAUCUCAGAAAGAAGUGGAAGACAUUCUUCGAUGGGGAACUGAAGAACUAUUCAAUGAUUCUGGUGAGCCUGUAGCCAAGGUUUCAGCAGAGAAUUCUGGUAAAGCAGAUGUUUUAACAGUACCGGAGACCAAGCACAGGAAGAAGGUUGGUGGUUUAGGAGAUGUGUACAGGGACAGAUGCACCGAUGGCUAUACAAGGACAAUAUGGGAUGAAAAUGCAAUUCUAAAGUUGCUAGAUCGUUCCAAUAUUGAUACAGUGACUGAUGGACAUGCAGAAGCAGAAACAGAAUGUGAAAUGCUGGGUUCAGUAAAGUCAGUGGACUGGAAUGAACAUGAACAAAGCGAACAAGAUGGCUCAUAUAUUCCUGGUAUAGGGGGAGAGGGCUGUGAGCAGGGUUCUGAAAAGAAGUUAGACCCUGUAACUGCUGAUGACAAUGAGUGGGACCGCCUUCUGAAAGAGAGAUGGGAGAAAUAUCAAAGUGAAGAGGAAGCAGCUCUUGGUCGUGGAAAGCGCUUGAGAAAGGCAAUAUCAUAUAAGGAAGCUUUUGCUGUGGUCUCUAAUGAUGCCUUGAGUGAGCAGAGCAGUAAGGAAGAUGAGGAAGUGGAAUUUGAAUAUACACCGGCUGGUCGAGCCCUGAAAGAAAAAUUUACCAAGCUUAGAGCUAGACAGAAGGAACGGCUUGCUCAGAGAAAUUCCUAUUCAGUGGAUUCACAUGAACAAGUCCCUCUGCCAAAUUUUGGUGACACAACUAAAUCAGGGAUGAAUCUGCAACUUGAUCCGGGAAAGGCAGUUACAGGCUCUGCCCCUGUGUUAACUGAUCAUAUGAUCCCUGGUGUACAUAUAGAUGGGAACCGAAUCUUGGCACACCUUGGUGAGCUUUCGAUGAGGCAUGAUCACUGUGUGGGUUCACAAAGCUCUCUCCUUGAUCUUUCUAUGAAGCCUUCUGUCUCUUUUCCUCCUGUGGAUGUCUACAGUUCUUUACAUGGAAAAUUAUCUCUUCCCUCUGGCAAGUUAUUUCCGUUUUAUGGGACGGUUUGUGGGAGUAAAGACCUGGGACAUGCUCUGUCUCAAAGUGAUGUAGCAAUCUCAAAUCCAUCUCAGUCUAAUUGCAAGAAUGGGAAGCUAGAAUUUCCAUUUGAACUUGCAGUUAGCAGUCAAUCAGUUGAUAUGCACCAUCACAAGUUCGAUGCUGUAACUGAUAUGGGUGAUGAAACAGUCUUGAGGGAGAUAUCUUCCCAGGAUUUGCAGCAGAAUAGCAAUGUAGGAAGCCGGAGGUUACCAUUUAGUGCGAUCUCUCUUCCUGAUAUAAACUUGCAGAGACAUCGUGGUCAUGAAGAUCAUGGCACUCCUUAUUUGAAACUUCCAGAUGGCAUGAUGCUUCCAGAUUUGUUUUUCCAGGGAAAAAACCGACUUAAAAUGGCACUACCAACGAUGAACCCUUCAUCACUUUCUCACCUCUGCCCAAACUUAUCCUUGGGCAUACCUAAUGAAGUGGCCAGUGAAUCUGUUGAAGAUAUGAGUACAGUAUCACCAUUAUCAACUCUCAGGAGACCAAAGCAUUCCAGAGAAGCAAAAGAGGAUGAGCGAGGCAUGCUAACCUUGGGACAGAUUCCAUCUGCUUAUCCAUCAUAUCAGCAGACUCACAAGGUCUUCGAUGAGAUCUUCACAAGAAAUGGUUCAAAUAUGUCUCGCAAGUUCAAGAAAAGACAUUCAAGAUCCUGGUCAGAGGAUGAGCUUGAUGCCCUUUGGGUAGGUGUGCGUAGAUAUGGAAAAGGAAAUUGGGAUUCCAUGCUGAGAGACUCCAAAUUAAGAUUCUCUAAGCAUCGGAUUCCUGAGGAGCUCUCUGAAAGGUGGGAAGAAGAACAGCUCAAAAUUUUGGAUGGGGUUAAUUUUCCAUCACAGGAAAUUGAACAGCCAGAAUCUUUUCCUGGUAUUUCAGAUGCAAUGAUGACACGGGCUUUGCUGGGCAGCAGAUUUUCACCUUUAGGGCCAGGCCCAUGUAUGCUUCCUAAAUUUCAUGCUCAUUUGACAGACAUGAAACUAGGACAGGGUGAUUCAGUUGCAGGACCUUCUAACAUUGAUUAUGCCGACCAUCCCCCAAUCAACUUGGAAAGGCAUCACUCGCCAAUUCCACAAAUAAAAUCUGGUAGACAAAGAGCAGCUUCUGUUGUUGGUUCCGUCACAGGGCAUUUUGACAGGUCUGGCAAGUUGAUUCCGGAGGAGCCCCUCCCACCUAAUCCUUUGGCAAGCACCUUCUUUGGGUCUCUCCCACCUUUCAAUAUGUGGAAUGCAACUGUCGGUUUGGAUUUGCCGAACAAGAAAGGGGAAGAGCAUAUAUCAAAGUAUCUUAAAUUGCCGUCUUUUCUAAACAAGUCUCUUAAUGCUUUGCAUGAUCUGCACAAGCUUCUCCCCACGGAAACUGAUCACAGGCCAAAGUCGUUUGGUUUACUGAAAGAUACUGCUACAAGCAGUUCUACUCCAAACAACUUGCCUCAUUGGCUUAGGGAGGCGGUUAAUUUGCCUAAAAGAAGAAUGGAGCCUGAGUUGCCUCCUGCUGUUUCUGCGAUUGCACAUUCUGUGCGUGUACUGUAUGGGGAUAAGAGUGUAAUCCCUUCAUUUACUAAUCCAGGUCCUCCUCCCUUCCCACCAAGGGAUCCUAGGAGACGUCUUAAAAAGAGAAGACGAUUGGGCAAGAUCUCUGCUCGUGUGCGAGGCCUUGUGGCUGAAAGUUUUGAAAGCAAUGCAGUUGCAGAAAAGAUGCCUGCUAGCUCCUUGAAGCUCGCCUUUUCUGAUCCAGUUUCAAUUCCAGCGGGAACUUCUGCUUGCACAUCAGCUCCUUGGAUUGAUACAAACCUCAGUCUUCCGACCUUAAACUUGACGCCAGCUUCACCAUUGCCACCAGUGCACCAGAAGUCAUCCAUGAAAACAACCAUCUGUCCGUCUCCCGAGGUGCUUCACCUUGUGGCCUCAUGCGCUGCUCCUGGUCCCCGUUUAUUUCCUGCACUUGAUGAACCAAUCACAAGCUCUAGGAGAAGUGAGCUGCCAACUGUGCUUAAUGAACCGGGUACAAGUUAUCUGAAUGAGCUCCCAGCCACAUCUAGGUACGAGAACAUAUGGGAAAGCACAGUUGUGGAGAGACAUGAUCAGGACCAUGGCAAAGCCGUUGGAGGCACUAGCAGUGUGAGUUAUAAGCAUCUGAAGCUUACUGAGGAUGACAGGGGCUCACCUGGUUUGGCUAGGCGUAGAGGAAAACACGUCAAAUGCGAGGAGCACGACAGUGACAGUGUGAACUCAAGGAAAAGUCACUCCGACCUACGUGCGCCUGAUGUGGAACUGGAUUCAACGCAGGCAUCAUCAGAGGAGACUCUCUCUGACGAUGGCAAAAGCGGCAAAAGCGAAUUCUAGUGUACAUGUAACCAAUUCUUUUUUCUUUUUUCAUACACAUCCAUUUUUUCAAAGGAUGAAGCAUGUUACCGUUACCAUGACAUUGUUAGCAUUAAUGCUUCUACAUAUUGUAAAGCCCCUUUAUUGUCUGAUAAAUAUAUCGCCUCAAAGUGGAAAAGAAACGUAGUUACCCAGGUCAUUUUUAGAUCUUUAUUCUGCACUAGAAACCACAUGUAAAUGGAUAGAAUCAGAGCUAGAAUGCCUGAGCUAUCCUGUUCCGGAAACUGAUAGGCUAUCUCCAAUUUUCAACUUACUAAACUUGCGGCAAUCCUUAAUAACAAUGCAAUUUUUGGUCA
Molecule: messenger RNA, 9155 nt
Organism: Nymphaea colorata (pocket water lily)
Lineage: Eukaryota; Viridiplantae; Streptophyta; Magnoliopsida; Nymphaeales; Nymphaeaceae
Product: protein CHROMATIN REMODELING 4
Exons: 11
Coding region: 1879-8820 (2313 amino acids)
Biological process (GO): negative regulation of transcription by RNA polymerase II; chromatin remodeling
Cellular component (GO): chromatin; nucleus
Molecular function (GO): ATP binding; chromatin binding; DNA binding
Source: RefSeq, a predicted model, not a curated record